This is a messenger RNA of Pangasianodon hypophthalmus (striped catfish), 7908 nucleotides long. It is a transcript of the gene cysltr3, whose product is annotated as cysteinyl leukotriene receptor 3. NCBI's taxonomy places the organism in Eukaryota, Metazoa, Chordata, Actinopteri, Siluriformes, Pangasiidae. The transcript is spliced from 2 exons. Bases 1110 to 2150 code for a protein of 346 amino acids. The record is from RefSeq and is a predicted model, not a curated record. Gene Ontology annotation, cellular component: plasma membrane. Gene Ontology annotation, molecular function: G protein-coupled receptor activity. Gene Ontology annotation, biological process: G protein-coupled receptor signaling pathway.
GCCCGAACAUGUUCCUGCAUGACAAUGCCCCUGUGCACAAAGUGAGCUCCAUGAAGACAUGGUUUGCUAAUAUUGGUCUAGAAGAACUCGAGUGUCCUGCACAGAGCCCUGACCUCAACCCCACUGAACACCUUUAGGGUGAACUGGAACAACGACUGCGCCCCAGGCCUCCUCACCUGAAUGAGCACAAAUCCCCACAGCCAUCCUUCAAAAUCUAGUGGAAAGUCUUCCCAGAAGAGUAGAGGUUAAUAAUAACAGUAAAAGGAGUCUAAAUCUGGAAAAGGAUGCUCAGCAAGCACAUAUGGGUGUGACGGUCAGGUGUCCACAAACUUUUGGCCAUAUCUCGGCAUAUACUCAGUUAUCCAAUGGUCCAAAAACACAUUAUUCUUUUUUAAUUAUAGUUUUGGUAAGAUUCAAUAAAAAACCUUUUAUGACAACAAAAUAUUUAUGCUGUUUAAACUCAUGUGAGAAAAAAAUGUAAGCCACUCUGUGAUAUAUAAAUGUCUAUGGCAUGUUUGCUCCUGUGAUACCAAUUAAAGUGUUUUUUUAUGUCUAUAAAAGACAUCUGGUGAACAGAUCCAGUAAACUUGUGCUAUGCUAUUUGAAGCAUGUGUUUGCACAAAGAAAUAAAAACAUUUAUCUGCAGUAGAUAUAGACUUUAAAAUACUGCUGUAGUACUGCAUAAGGCUGUACAACCGCUGGGCUCAUCACUUGGCAAAGAAAAUGAAAGGGAUGGUUUAAAAAAAAAAAAAAAAAGGAGGAGCACACAAAGCUGUUCCAGAGAACUGCCCCUUUCACGUCAGUAAACCGGCUUAGGCUGCCGUUACACACCUGAACCUCUGCUUACUGAGGAAUAACUGCCUGUUGUGUAUGUUACGAGGAGCCUCAGCACAGCACUGCGCACUCUGAAUGGAAACAAGAGGAUUUCAUACACAAACUGUAAACAGCUCAUCUGGAAAGGAAAUGUCCACUUGGAUUUCCACGACAUGGACUUUCUGACAUUUUAUUUGCUCCUCAGUUUUAGCUGCACUUCAGCAUGUGUUCCUGAGGAAGAAGAGGUCAAGAAUGGCUGAGUCUCUGGUUACGUCAUCUACAGUGAAAAAUGAAAGAUGAAUCAAACCAACUGCACCGAGUUCAAAUACCUAGCAUACACUAUCACCUAUACCAUAAUGGUUCCAGUUGGAUUUUUCAGUAAUUUGGCUGCUCUGUUUGUGUUCCUGAGGCAGACAACUAAGAAGACACCCAACACUGUGUUCAUGACUAACCUGGCUAUUUCUGAUGUUUGCUUCUCCUUAACGUUGCCCUUUCGCCUGAUUUACUACUUUAGGGAAUGUCACUGGGAUUUUUGGGACUGGCUGUGUCGCUGGUGUGUGUACUCUUUCUAUGUGAACCUCUAUACCAGCGUGCUGUUUCUCACGAGUCUAAGUGUGCUGCGUUAUCUCGCUGUGGUGCACCCCAUUCGAAGUAAGACCCUGGUGACUAUUCGGCGGGCCAGUUUGGCGUGCUUUUGCAUUUGGGUGUUCGUAGCGAUCAUGUCCAGUCCUUUCCUGAUGAGAGGGACUAGGGAGGAUAACGGGAAAACAAGCUGUUUUGAAAUUAAAAACACGACAGACUGGAAACGAGUACAACAACUCAAUUAUGUGGGACUGGUCUUUGGCUUCUUGAUCCCAUUUAUCAUCAUCCUGGGCUGCUAUGGGUGCAUCAUCCAAAGACUAUUUGCCAAUUGGAAGUUACACAAUCGAAGGCAGAGCCAGCGCCGGCGCUCUCUGUACCUAAUCGUUGUGAUCCUCAGCACCUUCCUGCUGUGCUUUGCACCAUACCAUAUAGUCCGCACACUUCAUCUGCAUGCCGCUGUAUCAGGGAACACAGAGCGGGAGACGUACCUGCUCAAGAUUUUGGUCAUCACUCUGUGCAUGGCUGCAUCCAACAGCUGUCUGAACCCCCUCCUAUACUAUUUCGCUGGGGAGAGCUUCCGAACCUCCUUUAGAAGGGCCUCACGGCGCAUGACAAUCAGCUCGUUAAAUGAUAGUAUACGCCUGUCACGAUAUUCAUGGAUUCAGAGGAACAGAUCAGGAAGCCAGAGGAGGAGGUGUCAGUCUACAGACACUGUCCUGGGACCAGAGAAAAAGUUGAACUUAGAUAAUCAGUAAAGAGAAAUAGAAAUGUCAAACUAUAUUUAGCCUAUAGACUCAAGAAAACAUAUGAAGUAAUCUUUAAAGAGAGACUGAUGCUGUAUUUUCAGGUAACUUAUUCUACUACCACCUUUCAGUGACAUAAUAGAAAAUAUUUGUCAAAAACAGUGGCAUCAGAGAUGCUGCCAUGUGCCAGAGGAAGCAGUUAAUGAAAAAUUUUCUAUAUUUAUUUCCUAGUAAGUGGAGGCAUAAAUUAACUUUUCCAGUUCCAGGCAAUAUCUAAAUAAAAAUGCAAGGUAGAUGAAAUUAUGUUACAGGCCCAUCUUACUAAGCAUUAAUAUUUCCACUGUGUUUGUUUGUUUGAAAUCUAUAGUUCUCCAUCACUACAUUGACAUUCAUGUACCACAGUAAUUUAUUUAUUUAUUUAUUGUUACUUUUGGAACUGGCUAAGAGUUUCUAUCAAUCAAUCAAUCAAUCAAUCAAUCAAUCAAUCAAUUGAUUGAUUACAUUUGAUUAUGAACCUUGAAUUAUUUAGCUAAAUGACAAAAUUCACAAAUGUCAUAGUUUUACAUUGAGAAAGGUGUAGAAAGACUUAAGGUUUUAAGGUGUGCAUCACAAAAAUGUACUGAAAAUCCAUAAUUUGACCUGAUACUGAGAUACAUGCAGUUACAGUGGCUGAGCUCUUCCAUUGUCUUUAUAUUGAGAUCGUGUGACACUAUAAUUGCACACAGGUAGUUCAGCUAAUUACAUGACUUAGGAUAGCAAGUGGUUGCUAAUUUAGGGCAUUAAUUGCCACAGAGAUCACAACUUUUGCGAUUUUUUGUACAUAAUUUUGCAUACUACACACUGAUACAUUGAUCCCCCAUUUCACUAUAUUAUUAUUAUUAUUAUUAUUAUUAUUAUUAUUAUUAACAACAAAUUCUGCUUAAUUUAUCAAAAGCUGGAGAUUUUAUUUAAACCUAUCCCUCCACCCUCAUAUAUGCAUUAGGGUUGAAUCAAUACACAAAAAUCAAAUUCAUUACUCUACAGUAUGGUGAUGUUUUUAUACAAUAACAUUUUUUGACACAACAAAAAUAAACACUGCCUGAAUAUGUGCCGUAGGUUUCCAUUUUCAAUUGAUUGAAACUUAAUAAUGACAGUAUUUGUGCAAUCCAUUCAGCAUAUAAUGAAACAAAAGCUGUGCAGUAGACACAUUGCAUUGCACUGGUAGGAAGGGUUGCCAGGUCUCAACAAAAUUUUUAUUCCAACCUCAACCAAAAACUGCACAAAUAGCUGGAACUAUCCCCCAAAAAUUGGGGAACUGGAAAAAGAAGUCAUAUUUUAUUUCUAUCUAUGUUGGAAAAUUCACCAUGGCACAGACAUAUUUCUGAUUUGUUUUUUUUUUUUUGUUUGUUUGUUUUUUCAAAACUAACCCAAUUAGGCGUCAAAUCUCCAGCUAUCAAUGAAAGCCACGCCGUCACUUAGCUCUCUCUACUUCAAAUGUGUAUUUGAAUUCUACAUUCUCCACUUUCUAAAUAUGAACUUCCCAAUCACCACUGUAAAUUCUUAAAACCCGGACAGGAGAAUCCUCUACUGAUAUGAGAAAAAGAUGAAGCUUUUUUUGGGACGGAGUGUGGGCUUGAAUACAUUUAAAUGUUUAUUAGACCUCACAUAACAUAAGCAAUAUUUUAUGAUGAAAAGCCUACUUUGUUAUGCACUCUGUUGAAUGAAUUAUUUGAUAUGCAGACAUACGAAAUUUUGAGCCAUGUACUAAACGAUACAAUAUACCAUAUCCUUACAGCCCUAAUAAGCAUGUAUGAAUAGUUGAUAGUUGAUAGUUGAUAGUUGAUAGUACUAUAUAUCAGGUUUUCCUGAGCUGAAAUGUUUCCAUUUUGCAUGUAUCCCAACCUGAAGUUUCGAAAUCUAGUAACUCCGAAAAGUGAAAAAUUAGAAAAGAUUUCAUUCCCGUUCCUUCAUUCCAUUUCCUCCAAUCUACAUUUAUUACUUAUGGAAAGGAUUAUACGUUUACAAUGUCAUCCACAUCAGUCUCAUCACUGAAGGUACACUUGCAGCAUUUUGUUGUCUCUUUAUUCAACAUAUCACUAUGAUCAGUCUUACAUUGGUGGGUAAAUAAUCACUGAUUAAUUCAGUCAGUUUUGUUCUGUUAACUAAAUUUAUUGUUAUUAAUGUGUUUUUAUAAACGUUAACAUUUUAAAACUUGUCUGCUGUCGUCUGUACAGAGGGUGUAAAUGCUAGUUUCUGUUUUGAUGAUGUGAUGGCACAGGAACACAGUGCAUAAACUGAUAGCUGCUAUCUGAUUAUGGACUGAUUAGGCCUAUGACUGUUUUGCUAAUGUAUGUAGGUAUCCAAAAACUUUGUCAGAUCGUGAGAAAGUCACACUUACCUAGAAAGGUUUUAGACAUCUUUAUACAGUCUGACUGUUUUUACCACUGCAUUUGUUAAACUGACUACUAACCUGAUGUGAUACUGGGUUACUGUAGCCUUUCUGUCAACUUGAACCAGUCUGACCAUUAUCCAGUGAUAUCUCUCAUCGGCAAGGCGUUUCCAUCCGUAGCACUGCUGCUCACCGGAUGUUUUUUUUUCCUUAUAGCACCAUUCUGAGUAAACUCUAGAGACUGUUGUACGUGAGUAUGUGAGUGUUUAUAUAUAUGUAUGUAAGUAUAAGUACAUAUACAUACACACACACACACUGACCGACCACUUUAUUAGGAAAAUCCUGCACAUUCAUGCAGUUAUCUAAUCAGCCAACUGUGUGGCAACAGCACAAUACAAGCUAUCGUACAGCUACAAGUAAAGAACUUCAUAUCAUUCAUCAGAAUGGGGAAAAAGUGUGAUCUCUGUGAUUUUAAGUGUGGCAUGGUUGUUGGUGCCAGAUGGGCUGGUAUUUCAGAAACUGCUGACACCUUUUGUUUGUAAAUGCACUCUUUCUGGGUAAGAGUCUACCAACAUCUAGAUUUGGCCAUUUUAUUCCACUCUUCCUUGCAAAAAUGCUCCACAUCUAUCUGUGAGGUGAUCUCCUGUGCACAGCCCUCUGUCAUCCCACGGGUUUUUGAUAGGAUUUAGAUCUGGGCUCUGACUGGACCAUUCCAAAACAUUAACCUUCUUCCGCAGCCAUACCUUUCUUAACUUGAAUUUGUGCUUUGGGUCGUUAUCUUGCUGGAUGGUGAAAUUUUUCUUCAUUGUCAGCUGGCUAACAGACCUGCAGAUCUUAUGCAAAAAAGAUUGGUAUUUGGAGAUAUCCAUGAUUCUCUCUAUCUUGAGUGGAGCCCCAGUCCCAGCUGAAGAGAAGCCAGUCCUUAGCAUGAUGCUGCCACAACCAUGCUUCAACAUUGGGUGAUAAACUCUCAUGUUUUUUGUUUUUUGCCCCAAACAUACAUUUUACAAUUAUGCCCAAAAAGGUCUACUUUGGUCUCAUCAGAUGAUAACAUAUUUUGCCACAUGGAUUGGGGUGAUUGUAUGUACAUUAUAUGGCUAAACAUUUGGACACCUGACCAUCACACUCAUUUGUGGGUCUUCCCCAAACUGUUGCCACAAAGUCAAAAACACACAUUUGUUUAGGAUGUCUUUGAAUGCGGUAGCUUUAAGAUUUCUCUUCACUGGAGCUAAGGGACCAAACCUGUUCUAGCAGGACAAUGCCUUUAAGAGGAUGGACACUAAAUAUUUGAUUUAGCUUUAAUGUUCACUACUCUAUGUAGCAUUUUUUUUAUAUGUAAAAACUUGAAUUUAUUAUUUUUUGAAGCAAUUUUGCAGUCUUUUGCAGUCAUUCAUGGACUUAAGACCUUUAAGACCUAAAUUAAGAUGAAAUCAUAUAAAAUUGUCAUUCAAAGGUAUUAAUUGAUGGAUAAAGUACAAUUUAAACUAUAUAUACACUCGCCAGGCACUUUGUAAUAGAACACCAUGCUAAUACUGGUAGGACCCUUUGCUCUCAGAACAGCCUCAGUUCUUCAUGGCAUGGAUUCCACAAGGUGAUGGAAACAUUCUUUUGAGAUUCCGAUGCAUGUUUACAUGACUGCAUGUAAAUUAUGGCCAUAAAUGGAUGCACAGGGUCAGCAACAAUAAUCAGAUAGGCUGUGGCAUUCAAACAAAGCUGUAUCGGUAUUAAGGGACCAAUGUGCGCCAAGAAAACACUGGCCACACCAUUACACCAUCAUCAACAGCCUGAACUGUUGAAACAAGGUAGGCUGGGUCAAUGGAUUCAUGUUGUUGACAAAUUCUUACCCCAGCAUCUGCAGAGUGCAGCAGAAAUCUUCAAUCUUCAACUAUCCAGUUUCAUUGAGCCUGUGCCCACUGUAACUUCAGAUUCUUGUUCUUGGCUGACAGGAGUGGAACCUAAUUCAGUCUUCUGCUGUUGUAGCCCAUUUGCCUCAAGAUUUGAUGUGUUGUGCUUUAUGAGGUGCUUUCCUGCUCACUACAGUUGUAAAGAGUGCUUAUUUGAGUUACCAUAGCUUUCCUGUCAGCUAUGGUUUCUGCCUGCAGAACUGCUGCUUGCUGGAUGGUUUUGUUCCACACCAUUCUGUAUAAACUCUAGAGACUGUUUUCUGUGAAAAUCCCAGGAGAUCAGCAGUUUCUGAAAUGCUUAAACCAGACUAUCUGGUACCAAAAAACAUGUUGAGUCAAAGUCACUGCGUCACGUAACUGCAUGAAUAAGCAGGCAAGUACAGGUGUUUUUCUGAUAAAGAGGCCAGUGAUUGUAAAUAUAGAUAGGGGACAAUGGAAAAACAGGCAGCUCUUUCACACUAAAUACAGAGUCAACCUAAGAAUUAUUAAAGAUGGGUUUAAAAAAAUGAUGAAAAAAAAUUAUGUGGAUAAUUUAAUCACACACUGAAAAUGAAAAAUAUAAUCUCCAAUUGAAGUAAAUUUAUUCCAAGAAAAAAAAGCAUUAGCAUAUCAAUGAUUAAGUAAAUUCCCUUUACAAUUAGCUUUAGAUUAUGAAGAAUUUAUUUAAGAAUGUAUUAGUUUAUAUUAAUACACUUGCUCUAUCAUUUGUAUUACAGACAUCACUAUUGUCAGAGUUGUGCUGUUAAUUUUCCAUAACAGCAACUAUGCCAGUAGUGCUGGCUAUAAUUCAAAUGAUAGGCUGCUCAAGUGAUCACAUGUUAUUAAGGUGAGGUGCAUAUACAAGGGUGAGUCAAAUGAAAACUUGCAAAUACAAAUACAUUGGCUUGCAAAUGUAUUAAACCCCCUAGAAUUUUCCAGAUUUGUCUGAAUCACAAAUGAUAAAUGUACAUAUUCUUUCAGUCAGCAUUUUUUUUUUAUUGAAAACUCGUGUUCUCUUUCAGUGAAUUUUCAAAGUCAAAAAUUGUUAUUGGUCAGCAAGUAUUUCAAAGAAAAUUAAAAACUGAAAAAAUGCUGCUUGCAUAAGUAUUCAACCCCCCAGACUCUGGAAGAUGAAAGAUAUUUUCUUAACGAGGACAGACUUGACUAAUAAUUGGCCUUCACUUGUGAAAUAUUAAAACAGCUUCCAUUUUCUGUACAAAAAAACACCUCAAUCGAACUGUCUUUUAAGAGACUUGUCAUUCUGAAGGAAAGGAGUGAAAAUGAAGACUAAGAAGCAUUCUUAAGAAGUUAAAGAUAAGAUAAUAGAAUUUCAUAACUUACGAAUAGGGGGUAAAAUUAUAUCUAAGAGGUUGGACAUCCCAGUAAGCACUACUAGAUCAAUAGUGAGGAAGAGGAAGCUGCCUCACACCACCUAAGCGCACAUCAUCCCUACAGUGAAAUAUGGUGGUGGCAGCAUCGUGGCCUGGAGAUGCUUUUCAUCCUGAGAACCUGAGCUUCU